Molecule: messenger RNA, 270 nt
Organism: Penicillium cosmopolitanum
Lineage: Eukaryota; Fungi; Ascomycota; Eurotiomycetes; Eurotiales; Aspergillaceae
Exons: 2
Coding region: 1-270 (89 amino acids)
Source: RefSeq, a predicted model, not a curated record
AUGAAGCUAUCCCUCACUUCAUUGGCUAUUAUGGCAACUAUUGUCUCUGGAUCUGUCGCAAAAAGCAGCACCUGCGACAGUGAUCAGAUCGUUAUCUGCAGGGGUAAUGGCAAUGGUGGUCUUUUGUCCUUGGGCAAUAUUGCCCCGGGUCUUCUUGGUGACAAUUGCUCUGGUGGCGAUGUGUAUUGUUGCUCCGAAGAUGACGUCGAACAGAUUGGUUUGAUUAACCUUGACCUGAAUGCGCAGUGCACUCUCAAUCGGGUCCUUUAA